CCGCCUGAGCACGCCUGGCCGGACUUCCCCGAGGAGCUGCCAGACCUGCCACCAAGCCCUGGUCUUGAGGAGCCUAUGCAGGUUGACUGGCCUGGAGCUGGUGCCCCGGACGAGGUGGACCCAUUGCCUUGAACUGGGAACUGAAGUAGGAGAAAAUUUGAGAGAACCAUGAUGUCUCUUGGUGUCAGCAAAGGGGGUGUUAUUCCACCCAGUGAAGAAGAUCGCAAGAAGAUCAUCAGGCAGAUGAAGGUACGCACCACACUAAAAGGGGAUAAGAGCUGGAUCUACCCACAAAACUCAGACAAUGAGGAAGAGACGAAGAGCAGCCCAUUGCACUCACCAUGUAGGUCUGAGAAGAUUGACAGGGGAUCCCCAGCCUCAGCAUCUGUUACACCCCACGGUAACAGGUUGCCAAGUUCCAAGCCCAACUCCGGUUAUCUCAUCAGGGGGGUGUUCACCAGGACCAUUGACAAGACUCUGCCUGAAAGCACCUUCUAUUUCAAUGGCACGCCGAAAAGUACUGCAGCUCAGGCUAAGAGUGCCAGCCUCCCCCGCUUCUCCUCCGGAUACAAGAUGACAACUGAGGAUUACAAGAAACUGGCUCCAUUCAAUGUCAGGCAAAUAUCAGUGGAGUCAGAUGAAGAGAAACCAGCCUUUUCCCCAGAUGAACAUAAGAAGAGGACAGAGGCAGCCAACAGUGUACUGAGGCGCACAGCCAGCAGGGAGCGCUCUUACGUCCUCUCUGCUGCCAAGAAAAGCAAUGGAAGCCCAACACAAGAAGUACCACCCUUCAUUGCCAAGAGGGUUGAGAUUGAGGAGGAAGGAGGACGGCACAUGCAGAGUCAGACCCUUCUGACUUCAUCAAGGUUUGGUCUUGGUGGCAAAAGUGACAAAGUGGAUGAGGAGAAGCCUGUUGGGACUUCUCCAGGUGAAGCAACAACAUCCAAACCCACUCUGGCUACAGGCAGAAGUGAAGAAAGAGUUAUAAAUGUCCCCAAGCCAAUGCCUCAGAGUGAAAUAAAGUUGAGAGUCACCUCCUCCCCAGAGAAAAGUGACAAACCAGUUAAAGAGGAGCCUGACCUGAUCUCCUGGGAUGAAUCGAUUCCAAAAGCCACCACCAUUUCCACAGGGGAAAGCCAUGAAACAAGAAAACAGAAUACAUUGUUGGACCAAAAAUCUGAAGUUCCCCUCACGGUCAUCUCCCUGGAAACAAGCAGUAAGGGGUAUCCUGAUUCCCUAGAGGUUGACAAUGAAUUUGACCCAAUAAAGUCCAACUCAUAUUAUAUGGACAAUACAGCGGACCCCCCAUCUGAGACGCGCCACCGGUACAGGGUUACUGAAUACCUGGAUGACACAAAUUCUGACCUUACAAGGUCCAGCCCCCAAUCUAAAGACAUCCCCACACAUCCCACUGAUGCCAGAUUCACAGUCCCUGGAUACCUGGGUGAUACAGAUAAAAGAUCUGUCCCAUGCUAUGAGGAGAGACGUCCCACAAGAGAGAUCAAAUACGAGAGUACCAGAGCCACAGAACACAAAGAGCCUGAACUGAAUGUGACAAAGUCCAGCCCUUCUUCUGGAGACAACAGCGCUGUUACCCAAGAGGUCCGAUACAAAGUCCCCAUGCACCUGGAUAAUGAAGAAUUUGAUUUCAACAGCAGGUCCAGCUCUCAUUCUACAGAAAGCAAUGUUACUAUCAAUGACCCAAGACACAGAAUUCCUGGGUGUAUGGAGGCUGGGGAAUUGGACCCUGAAAGAAUUGUCCCAGGUCAUGAAGGGAGAAGCAGCCCCAGGAACACCAGAUAUGAGAGUCCUAAAGCCAGAGGGCACAAUGAAUUCGACACCAAUAUGGGAAGGCUUCCCUCAGCUUCAAGUGAGAGGAUCUCCAUGUCUACUGCCAGCUCUCAGUACCACAGCUCAUCAGCCGGGGGACACAAGUCCAGCCCCAGCACUGCAAGCAAAGGGAUCCUCUUUGUGAAGGAGUAUGUGAACAGCCGUGAGUUAUCUCCACGCUACAGCAGUGACAGCCUGGUUGAUUUGCCUGACAUAGAGAGAGCAAACUACCUGCACACCAGUGCCUCCCAGAGGUCAUGUGACGGUGUCUGCACUUACUGUGGCCAUGAGAUCCGAGACUGCCCUAAGAUAAUGAUAGAACAUCUCAAUGUUUACUGCCAUGAAUACUGCUUUAGGUGUGGGAUUUGCCAUAAGGCAAUGGGAGACCUCUUGGAUAAAAUAUUCAUUCAUCGUGACAUUGUCCACUGUGACCAGUGCUAUGAGAAGCUCUUCUAGAUCUUGAAGAACUGAAGGAGCCAACCAGUUGGAAGACUUCAGCAGUGUAUAUGGGAAUGUAUCCAGCAGUGCCUGACUGGCUAAGAUACCAAAUCUCCUGCUACCCCUUUCCUGGAGUUAUUUCCCUCUCACCAUCUCAUCACAAUGAAUGAGUUUAACAUCCACUAGUUUAUUUUGUUAACAGCACACAAGACAAGUGCUGACAUUAAGGAGACAAGGGAGUGUCCUCUGUAAAAGAGAAGUGGCCUGAUUUCUGAAAGGUGCAGAGCACCUCCAGCUACCAUUAACUUCAGUGGGAUUUGAGAGUGCUUAGCACCCUGGAAAUCAGGCAGAAGCUUCUCUCUGAAGCUAUGUUAGGAUUUUCUUUGAUCUUUCCCUUUCUUUGAUUUUUACAAUCGGAGUGCAUCUUGGUCUGCAUCUGAUUACAUCAAUCAGGCUGCCUAUAGGUACUAAAGGUGUGAAAGGCCAAGCUUAGGGUCUUGGGAACUUAUCCAAUGCAGGCUGAAUCUAGCUGUAAGAGAACUUCAUUCCCAUAUUCUGAUGAUAAAUGACAAUUGCUUUCCCCUUGCCUGCAAUGGAUUUUCUGAAGAACUUGCAGACUGACUUUGCCUUAAUUGUGUGUGAGCUUCAAUUUCCCUUCUCUUCCUACUCUCCAGUGGAUUUCUUCAGCACCAUGCAUGUCUGCUACAUGUUUUGGAGGGCUUGCACAUUUUUUCAUCUGGUAUGCUAGUUUAACUUUGUGUGGGGUGACUCUGAUGGCCUUACACAACAUGCCCAGUGAAUAUUCAACUCUACUGUCCCUCAUUACAAGGAAUAUCUCUCAUCUGAGAUCUAAAUUGACUUCCGUAUAAAUGCCUGUUGUUAUCCCACUUCUAUAAUUACUGUAAAUUAUUUACAGCACAAAUGCUGAAGCACAAAACUUAGGUUGAAACAAAUGUUGUACAUAACUCAAAAUAUAGCUCUUGUGUAAUUUUUAGCUCUCACAUUCAGCCUUUGUUAAGGUUGAGAGUUAUGCCACUGAGAUUGUUGAUCACCCUGAAUACUUAGCCACCUUGCCUUAAAAUAUAGCUCCAAGUAUUCAUCACUCAUAUUGGACACCUCAAAAUUGAGGCACUCAAUCACUGCUCGCUUUUAAAAAUCUUGGUGUGAAGUACCUUGGGAACCACUGGAAGAGUAGCUGGGACAAGGUAGAUGUGUUUGGGGCACUAUUUUUGUUGCAAAACUCCUGUUGCAAGGCUGGCUCUCCCACAGUCCAAGGGGAUUAUUUAAAUUCCCACAACACGACACUCUAUUAUAGGUGCUCCUUCUGCGGAAGAUACACACAGCUAAUUGUUAACUAAUUCCAUAGUUUCCUGUUUGGUGUUUGAUAUGAUCUUGCAAAGCAUUGCGGAAUAGGCUUCAAUUCAUUACAGUUUUUUUGCUUCAUCGUUGUUGGUUGCUGUGUUUCUCUGUAGCACUUGUUUAACAUCUAUGUACAAUUCUAAUAAACACCGAGGUGUUACCUGUAAUUUACUUACCUGUGUC
Mauremys reevesii (Reeves's turtle) is the source of this 3810-nucleotide messenger RNA. It is a transcript of the gene ZNF185, whose product is annotated as zinc finger protein 185 with LIM domain. The transcript is spliced from 28 exons. NCBI's taxonomy places the organism in Eukaryota, Metazoa, Chordata, Testudines, Geoemydidae. Bases 169 to 2286 code for a protein of 705 amino acids. The record is from RefSeq and is a predicted model, not a curated record.